Molecule: messenger RNA, 1032 nt
Organism: Ipomoea triloba (trilobed morning glory)
Lineage: Eukaryota; Viridiplantae; Streptophyta; Magnoliopsida; Solanales; Convolvulaceae
Product: putative FBD-associated F-box protein At3g60710
Exons: 4
Coding region: 1-1032 (343 amino acids)
Molecular function (GO): protein binding
Source: RefSeq, a predicted model, not a curated record
AUGGCGAGAAAACAACAACAGCGGAGAGAUAGAAUCAGUGAACUCCCCGUAGAUAUAGUUGACAAGAUUUUAGGGUUUUUACCUAUUCAUGAAGCUGCUAAAAUGGCUGUUUUGUCUACCUUUUGGAGAGAUACGUGGUUCAGUCUUACAAAAUUCAUCUUUGACUCUAGGUUUUUGUCCCACAUUAUGAGAAAAUAUAGGACCCGGGAAGACAGUGAUAUUUGGGUGUCUGCAGCUUUGUAUGUAAUCAACAAAGUCCUCAACCAGCACAAUGGACUUAUUCGCACAUUUGUCGUUAAUUUUCAGGGUAACACUAGGAAAUCACUUAAGUCUCGGUCGUUUGAUAUUGAUCAGUGGUUUCUUUUCGUCACACGAAAAGGCGUUGAAGAUAUCUUCCUUAGUUUUAUGGUUGGAGAUGAUUACAGAUGUUAUAACCUGCCCAAUUUGAAGAUUACUGCUCGAAUACUCGAUAUUUUAGUACUCAACGACAGCCAUUUUUACCAUGUCCCUAUUUACUCGAACUUGAGAUCUCUUCGUGUUCUUGAGCUGGAUUGUUAUUCUCUUGUGGAUUUUGAUAAAGGAUGUACUAGAAGGGAACUACAACCACAACCAUUUGUACUAAAUGUGGAAUACUUGAUAUUAUCAGAAUACAUUUUUGUGUCCAGUGACAUUUCUUCUGAGUUCAUUCAUUUGCUCCGAACAUGCCCAAAGUUAUCCACACUUGAUAUAAAUUUAUCGUUUACCCAUGGUUUUCCAAAACUUCGCGAUGAAUUUCAUACCGUGGCUCAAAGGCUUAAAGUGCUUCAGAAGUUGAACCUGACAGAAUUUGUACCGUGCAAGCCUUAUGUUGCUUUCAUCAAUAGACUACUUGCUUGCUUUCCCGCACUUGAGGAGGUUGUCAUUAGUAUUACUCGUUCAAAAAGGCUCUUCAACGUUGAGGGUAACAAAGAGGUUUUGGAUUAUUACAAGGAUGAGGUUUUGCAGUUUUCUUGUUGUGCCUCCACAAAAGUGAAAAGAUCUUUUAUCGACUAA